AUCGCCUCAGUUGUGGGUUGACUUGUUUGUGUUGUGACCGAGAUCAGAGCUGUCACUUGAUUAAUUUUUCUCAAAUUUCAUGAGAUUCUGUUGCCACAAUCCAGAGAAUUAAUAGCUAUGCAUUGGCAGUCAUGGAAGCCCCACAUGCUAGUCUUUCUACGUCAAGAAUUGCUGUCAAGUGUCCCUGACCAAAUUCUCAGCUAAUAUGGAGAACGAUGACAAUGAGUGCGGGAUGACCAGCUGGUUGCGAGGGUCACCCCUGCGCACGUCGCUGGGCCGGCGUCGUGCUCCGUCCCCUCUCCACGAUGUUGACCCUGCGGCUGCGUUCCACUCAUUCAUUAAACACUGGCAGCAAACAUGUGAAAUCAUUGCUAGAACCCAGUUGAGGGGACAGGCAUGUGCUGAUGAUGUCACUGCUGUCAUCAACCACCUUGCACAGAUGGUCACACUUCUGCUGGUGGACUUACGGCAGAUAAUGGCUCACAACACACGUACUCAAAAUGGUAUUGGUCAGAAAAAUAACGGUGGCAACGAAGUGAAAAAUACAACGCAUUCUCCUGAAGGUAGCAAAGACUCCAACAACCAACAUGCAUCUUUGCCAGCAGAAAAUCCUCCUCAUACUCCAAUCUUUGACCACUUCCUGGGGGAAGAAAUUCUUGACAAAGUUCUCACUUGGAGCCUCAACACUGGGGAAUUUGUGAAUGCCCUCAAGUUGGAACAAUUAAAGGUUCAUGAGCAAUUACUUAGCCACUCAAGGCAAGAAAUACUUGUGUACAAGCCCAUAAUCCGUCCGUUGCUCCGACUUUUGGCUGCGUGUGGAGGUUGUGUCCCAGUUGAAGUGGAGAAACGUUUGGUUGUGCUUCUGAAUCAACUGUGUGUCUCACUUAUGCAUAAUCACCAGCUUCUUGAUUUCUUUUUCCAGUUCUCCAAUGAUCAAGGACCUACCAAGUUCAUGAUCUUUUCACUAUUACUGCCAUUUGUUCAUCGUGAAGGAGGCAUUGGACAGCAGGCGAGAGAUGCUCUGCUUCUCUGUAUGGCUCUCUCUGCUUCACAUACCUCUGUGGGCCAAUAUAUUGCACAGCAUUCUAAUUUUUGUCCUGUUUUAGCAGCUGGUCUGAGUGGCCUCUAUUCUAUGUUACCACGCACUUUGACUAUUGAGUCAGAUGGUUGGCAUCGCCUAAGUCCAGAGGACAUAAGUGAUAUUUCUCAAUUACAGUUGUUCCUGAAUUCUCUAGAAUUUUGCAAUGCAGUUGUACAGGUUGCUCAUCCAUUAGUAAGGGAACAGUUAGUGGAGUUCUUGUAUCAAGGAUUCCUUGUUCCUGUGUUGGGGCCUGCACUACACCAGGGUGGCGCAGUCAAUGGGGAUAUCAGCGCUCACAACUCUCCUGUUUUUCUGUCUGUCGUUGGUGAAGUUGUUGCAGCCACUGCAUAUGUAGAGCUGUGUUUACGAACAGUAACCGAGCCAGAGCUGAGGAGGGCAUUCCUGGCCUUCCUCCUCACUUCUCCCAACAGUCCAGCCUUGGAACCUCCAAUCAUAACUAUACUCAUCUCAAGAUUACACUCGCCAAAUACACAACUGUGCCUGGUUACUCUUAGUCUGUUUUGGACGUUAGUGGAACUGAACUGUGAAGAUUUAAUGAUAGCACUCGUUUUCCAAUAUCUUACUCCUUGCACACAUGUUAUGCUGUCACAGAGGUCACGCCUUACACAACCCCCACACCCUGGAGCCCAUGCAUCGCAUAGGCUUUUACAACUCAUGCCUGCUGUAUGCCAGCAGGUUGAAGCCCAGCAGAAGAAACCUGAGAGUGGAGACUCCUCUCAAACACCGCAAACAUCACUAUCACCUCAGCCAUCACCAACGACUUUAACAGUGCCACAACAUCAUCGAUCGCUCUCUAACACAUCAUCUUGCUCAUCAGAAAGUGACUCAGUCUUUGAACAACAGACCCCAUAUUCUGACUACCUACAAGAUGCCCGUUCAAGAAUAGAAGCAGGGACUAUUGCCUGUGGCUGUUGGGUCUGGAGGUAUGAUGGUCUUAGUCCUACUCCAACUCAAGCUAUGGAGAUGUUAGAUGUGGCACGCACUAACCCACCUGUAUUAUAUUCUAAACCACGUGCCCACUCUGACCCAGUACCAGUUCAUUCUUCAGACUUGCCACAAGCAGAGGCCAAAGUUCGAAGUGUAAGUCUACCCUCAGCUAUAGGCAGUAGAGAGAAAGGGGAUAGUAAUGAAACAAGACCAGUGGUUAAUGGUAUAUGUGAUAAUCAUAACAAUGAUGCAAGAGGGCACACCAUGCAGCAGCAGCAGCAAGAGGUGUUGAGAGAGCUGCUGGGGCUGGAGGUGAAGAGGAGAACCUUGACUCUCUUGGAGAAAGCAGUGGAUAUGAAAGCUUCAACAUUAGGGCAUCUCGAGACUCCUCUCCUGCCCAUAGUUCCCAUGGCUCGCCUAGAAACCGUGUUGUCCACCAUGAGUCACCGAGUCUAGAAGAAGCAUCCUCUCAAGGCUCACCAGGAGAUAGAGGACCCAGGGAAAGAAAAGGAUCUGUUUUGAGCUCAGAGGAAGAUCAGGAAUUCAUGGAUACACUACAGAGAUCAUCAACUCCCACUGAAAUGACAGGUCUAGAAGAAACACUGUGUGAAAUUGAGCAAGCAUUCACUGCAUUUAAGAUUUUUGAUGUGAGCUCCUCAACAUCAUAUAACAAAGU
This is a messenger RNA of Penaeus monodon (black tiger shrimp), 2705 nucleotides long. RefSeq names its product UPF0518 protein AGAP011705-like. The record is from RefSeq and is a predicted model, not a curated record. Bases 206 to 2485 code for a protein of 759 amino acids. NCBI's taxonomy places the organism in Eukaryota, Metazoa, Arthropoda, Malacostraca, Decapoda, Penaeidae. The transcript has 12 exons.